Chilo suppressalis (striped riceborer) is the source of this 3113-nucleotide messenger RNA. NCBI's taxonomy places the organism in Eukaryota, Metazoa, Arthropoda, Insecta, Lepidoptera, Crambidae. The record is from the annotation of a GenBank genome assembly.
UAACGGUCGCAUCCAUACUGUCGAUGUCGCAGCGAUAGGUCAACGUGUAGAGUUAAUCUUGUAAAAUAAAAACGAAUAUCGUUUAUUAUUCAUAUACCGAUUAAUCACUUAUUUAUCAUCAUUACGCCCAUCACUAAGAUACGUCAAUGUCAGAAGUCAAUCAUCAUCAUCAUGUCAGUUGUCAGUUCAGCUGAUGUUUAGAUGUUAUUUUUAUUAUAGAAAUUAGCAAAAUAAUGAUUUAGCUCUUAAGAUGUUAAUUGGUAUCACGAUAUAAUUAUAAUGUGUAUCAAUCAAUAAAAGAAAUAACAGAUGGAGAAUAAAAACAUGGUCAAUGUAUGUCGAAUUUGCCUUGAAGAAGGUGCAUCGCAUCCGAUAUUUGAGGCAAAUAAUGAACAAGAUAACAUUUGGACAAAACUUUCUAACUGUCUUAAGGAAAAGGUGGAGGAUAUUGAAGGACUUCCUAGAAACUUGUGUGGAUUGUGUGUAGAAACCUUAGAAACAGUUUGCAAUUUUAUAAACAAAUAUAACGAGUCAUCCAAGAUUUUAGAAAGUGGUUUGUUGGUUAUCAAAGAUGAAAAUUACAAUCGGCACUGUAGUGAGAAUGAUCACUCUGAAGUUGAAAUAGAAAUAGAUAGAAUUAAAACAGAGCCUAAUGAUUUUGAUGAUAUUGAUGACAAUGAGUGUCUGGCUGAGUUGAUUAAACCUUUACAUCUCAAAAAGUUGAAUUCCGUUUCAAAUAAAGAAAUUGCAAAAAUAAAAUCAAACAAGGAACUAACAGUAAGAAAAAUAAAAUGUCAAACUAAAAAUAAAACAAAUAAAAUAGCCAGUUCAUUAUUAGAGGGUGAAUUCACCUGGACAGGAGAUAAAUGGUGUUUGAAAAUUGAAAAGGGACCUGGAAUACUAAAAAGUAGGAAUGUUAAAAGAUUGAAACCUCCAGAAAAACAUGUGAGGGAAGUAAAAUUAAAAAUACCAAAAAUUAAAAAACCUGACCCUCCAAAGCUUUGCGAUGUCUGCGGGGAAGUUUUCAAAAAUCAGGACAAAUUAUCAAAUCAUAAAAGGAAGGUGCAUUUUAAAAAGCCUGCAAAAUGUCCAGAGUGUCCAAGAGUGUGUGCUUCUGAUCGUGAUCUCAGUAGACAUAGAAAGAGAAGACACGAAGUUGUGAAGAACUUCAUAUGUUCUAUUUGUGGGCAUGCUUUUGCAUUCCAAGGAGAAUUGACAUCCCAUAAUAAUAAAGUCCACAACAAACACCUGCAUCCUCCAAAAGUGUAUGCUUGUAAAAUCUGUGAUAAAACAUAUAAAUGUCAAAAGUCAGUGAUUGUUCAUGAAAGAUCAAUGCAUACAGGUCAAAGACCAGCAGAAUGCAGUAUAUGUGGAUCAAGAUUCUAUCAUGAAGAUUAUCUGAAAGAGCACAUGCGUCUUCACACUGGGGAGACUCCAUUUAAGUGUCCCAUUUGUGACCGGGGUUAUGCUCAGAGAGGCAACAUGAAAAGUCAUUUACGUAUACAUAGGUUAGCUGAAAUUGGCCCUGAAACUUUGAGUAAGAUAAAACCCAGUUACUUAAAACUUUUGAAAGACUUCAGAUAAAUCUGUUUUUGUUAUAUGCAAUAAAUAAGUAAAUUCCAGCAUAAAAAAAUCUUGCCAUGUAUAAUUCUGCUUAUAGCAGCAUAGGAAUUAAAACCAUUAUAUUUUUUUAUCAUGUUGGUAGGUUAAAAGUUUAUUAAACAAUAAGUAAAAUAUUUUAAGCAGUAUUCAUAGCUGCUCCAUGUUAAAAAGAAUUGUUUUAUUUGUAGCACAAAAUUCUUAUUUAAAAAAAAAGAUUACAUAUUUACUUGUGAAAUUAUAACACAUUUUAAAUUUUUUCAAGAUUUUAUUAAGAUAGAUGUUAAAUAUUAAGUUUAAAUAUAAUUAAAUUUGAGAGUGUUUUUGUAAACAAUUAAUAUAUUUUUUCUAACUCAUAAAUUCAUUGCAUUUUAGUGAUCUUAAAAGAUGAUUUUGACAAAUGAUUCCUUCAUUUGUCUAAAUCAUCUUUUAGGAUCACUUUUGAAUUUAAGCUGCUCAAUAACAGGUUUACGAAAAUGCUCUUGAAUUGAAAUCCAAAUUUUAAGUUUAGUUAUUCCAAAAGUUAAUUGUUUAAAGUGUUUUUUAAGUUCUAGUUUGUAGUUACUUUUUAUGAAACAGGAACAUAAGUAUUUUUAUUUACAAUUUGUUUCAUAAAUUUAAAACUCGAAUACAUCUAUGUAUAUAGAGAAUAGUUGUAGUCAAACCAAUAUCUGCUAUGUAAAAAAAAAUCAACAUUAACAUAGCGUGGGUUAGCUACAUCGCGAAGAGAUGGCGCUACCUUGCAGUCUAAGAAAAUCGAGAAGAAAUUCGACACGGCCGUUAAGGCCGCUGUAGCUUUAUUGGUCAGUGCAUACGAGUCCCGUAUUCUGUCUGGCCGCGUGUUUUUUUUCUAGAAAUUUAUUAUUUAGCUUAAAAAAUAAAAAUGUAAUUAACACAGCAGGUUAGAUUUGACAAUAUUCUGUCUGAUGCACUUAUAUUUUUUAAGCAAACUUUUCACUGUUAUAAUGCUAAAGACUAGCAUAGUAGUGUUGGUAUCCGAGAAACAGUUAUUAUACCAAUACUAGUCAUAAUGAUGGAAAUGUCAAAAUCUUCAAGAAGUGCACAUAGCAGAUAUUGGUUUGACAACAAUCAAAUUCUACUUGAAAAGUUUGAUCUGAUUUUUUUAAUCAAGUCCAUUACUGCCAUUUUAUCACGCCAGAUGGCGCACGUCGCUGUGGCUGUGAAACUUGCCAGCUCCAUACAUUUUGUAACCUACCAUUCUGUUAUAAUUUUCUUUUAAUAUGCCUCAGAUCUGAUGUGCAUAGGGGUUUGCAAACAAAGCAAAAUUAUUUGAAAGCGGCUAUCGUGCCACUGGUGCCAUCUUCGCUAAGUUUUGCGUGUGGAUCCCCAUCUUUAAUACUCUACGCACUGUACGCAUCUUGCUGGAUCCAUGCAUUCCGAGCAUGCAUGGGAUAGCGCUAUACACGUAAAAGAGAUCCUGUAUGUCCGUCUCUUUUACAUGUAUAACGCUGUCCUGCAUGCGGGAUCCAGAAAAAUGGAUAGUGCGUAGAGGA